Coregonus sp. 'balchen' is the source of this 43669-nucleotide messenger RNA. The record is from the annotation of a GenBank genome assembly. NCBI's taxonomy places the organism in Eukaryota, Metazoa, Chordata, Actinopteri, Salmoniformes, Salmonidae.
AUGACCUCUAACUCUGACCAAGGUCAGACAUGUUAGUCUUUCUUUAGCCUCCAUUACCGCCAGUUCAUCUGGAGAGCGGUGGCACAAAGCUAAAUGUAAUCUCCGCCGAGAUAUCGCCUUGCCAAGUCGGGACUUGGUCCAGCGCUAUAACUCUGUGAGACAAUCAAGCGGGGAGAAAUUGAAUCAUGAAGUUGUAAUGAUAAAGGAAGCAGCUGAAUGAUAGUGUCCCCUUCUGUAAAUCCAAUACGAGGUUUUAUCUACUUUGUAAUGAAGCUGAUUCGUAACUAAAGGACCCUGGAGACAUUAAAGUGACGUGGCAGGGAUGGCGUUGUGAGGUAUGUAGAGAACACACUCCUAGAGAGGAGUAUGGAGACGUGUCUGGACCUAGAGCUGCUGUGUUAGGUUAUGUUGAGAAAAGGUUGCAGAUUGGUUGUCUAAAGUAGCCUACCAUUGGUUGUCUAAAGUAGCCAACCGUUGGUAGUCUAAAGUAGUCUACCGUUGGUAGUCUAAAGUAGUCUACCGUUGGUAGUCUAAAGUAGUCUACCGUUGGUAGUCUAAAGUAGUCUACCGUUGGUAGUCUAAAGUAGCCUACGGUUGGUAGUCUAAAGUAGCCUACCGUUGGUAGUCUAAAGUAGCCUACCGUUGGUAGUCUAAAGUAGCCUACCGUUGGUAGUCUAAAGUAGCCUACCGUUGGUAGUCUAAAGUAACCUACCGUUGGUUGUCUAAAGUAGCCUAUUGUUGAUUGUCUAAAGUAGCCUAUUGUUGAUUGUCUAAAGUAGCCUACGGUUGGUAGUCUAAAGUAACCUACCGUUGGUAGUCUAAAGUAGCCUACCGUUGGUUGUCUAAAGUAGCCUACCGUUGGUUGUCUAAAGUAGCCUACUGUUGGUUGUCUAAAGUAGCCUACUGAUCAUCUCGGCCUAAUGCUAUUUUAUUUUAUUUUUGUACACAUUUGUAUUCAUGUUUUGAAUUAAUCUAAUGUUCCAUGUUCCAUUAGGCCAAAUAGACUUGGCUGCAGGUGGCUUAGAUUAGAGGUGGCUAGGCUACAUGGCGUAGGCCUUUAUGUUGGUUGGUUAAAAAGUCUUAAGGAAGUCUGCAGGUGAUACGCAGGCUAAUUAUCAGGAUAAAACUAAAAAAGGACACAACCUAGAAUAAUGCACUUGUAAGAGAGGCAAAAUAAUGGCAAUGCAAAGUUAUGAAGACACCGUUGGAAGGGUACACUUGAGAUAUGAGAAUGACGUAAUUCAGGUUUUAGAUUAGGCCUUGUGUACAGUGUUUUCCUAGUCGAGCAGUUAUUCCUUGCUCGGAAACACCUUAGUCAUGACUUCUUCUCGCAGGAACUUCACGCCAAUAGUGCUAAAUCUGCCGGCGCGUGAUUCACAGCGCGGGAAGGUGAUGCCUGAGCGCUCGUUUCGCUGGAACAUCUAUGCAUCUGCGAUGAGGCUAAAAGGUCAUCAAGAUUUUAAUCUCCUAUGUCAGCAAAAACAUAUACAGGGCCUAUACUUUCUCUCUCCUCUGCAUCAAUAGCAUUGAUAGAACUGACCAUUUUGCAACUCCACUUCUUGUUUUGAAUGAAAUGCUGAAUCCUUGUAGCCUUUGAACAAUCAAUUGUUAGUGAAUAUGAGAGAUCCACAGGCCUGAUCCAAAAUAAAAUAUAUCUAUGGUUAUUUAUGACAGUGCAUAAAACCCUUGGAUAAUUUUGACUCUGCCACUGAUGAUGGCACCGACAGAGAAGGGCGACAUCUUAUGAGUUCCAACCCAACUCUGCUAUGUAGUGAGUGACUUUCAUUGUGUUUAUCUUAACUUUUUGUACGGAAAGUUCAAACUAUUAUCACAUACACUGAGUGUACAAAACAUUAGGAACACCUUAGUAUUGAGUUGCACCCCCUUUUCCCCUCAGAACAGCCUCAAUUUGUCAGGGCAUGGACAAAAAGUUGUCAAACGUUGUCAAAGGUUAAGCGACUCCAAUGCUUCCCACAGCUGGGUCAAGUUGGCUGGAUGUCCUUUGGGUGGUGGACCAUUCUUGAUACACACGGGAAACUGUUGAGCGUGAAAAACCCAGCAGCGUUGCAGUUCUUGACACACACAGACCGGUGCGCCUGGCACCUACUACCAUACCCUGUUCAAAGGAACUUAAAUAUUUUGUCUUGCCCAUUCACCCUCUGAAUGGCACACAUACACAAUCCAUGUCUCAAUUGUCUCAAGGCCUAAAAAUCCUUAAUUGACCUGUCUCCUCCCCUUCAUCUACACUGACUGAAGUGGAUUUAACAGGUGACAUAAUUAAGGGAUCAUAGCUUUCACCUGGUCAGUCUAUGUCAUGGAAAGAGCAUGUUUUGUACACACACACUACACUCCCGUACAAAACCCACACACAUUCACAUACACUACAUACGCACAGAUACAUGUAACACACACACCAACAUAACACACACACACAUAUACUUUUACAGUCAUCAUAUGCUGCUGCUACUCUGUUCUUUAUUUUACUCUUAUUAUUAUCUAUUCUGAUGCCUAGUCACUUUACCCUGCCUUUGUGUACAGUGCCUUCAGAAAGUAUUCACAACCCUUGACUUUUUCCACAUUUUGUUGUUUUACAGCCUUUUUUUGUCACUGGCCUCUAUACACAAUACCCCAUAAUUGCAAAGUGGAAUUAUGUUUUUUGAAAUGUUUCCAAAUUAAUUAAAAAUGAAAAAGCUGAAUUGUCUUGAGUCAAUAAGUAUUCAACCCCUUUGUUAUGGCGAACCUAAAUAAGUUCAGGAGUAAAAAUGUGCCUAAAAAGUCACAUAAUUGUGAUGAGGUGGUGAUGAAGGAGUCAGGCGCAGGAGGGUAAAUCACAGAAUAACAGGCUUUAAUCCGCAAAAUACAGGUUUACGGAGAAAUGCGUCAAACACACUCCAGGGCACAAAACAGGCGCACUGGAAAAAACAAGGCAUACGGGAAAAAUACUUGUCGAUACACAAUACACAAGCUCCACCGAGCUUCACUAACCUCCACAAAUAAACAAUCACCCACAAGGACAAGGGGGCAGAGGGAACACUUAUACACGGAGUAAUUAGGGGAAUAGAACCAGGUGUGUGUGAUUGACAAGACAAUUGUGAUGAUGAUUGGGGCGGCAGUGGUUAGUACUCCGGUGACGACGAACGCCGAAGCCUGCCCGAACAAGGAGGGGAGGCAGCCUCGGCGGAAGUCAUGACAAUAAUAAGUUGCAUGGACUCACUCUGUGUGCAAAAACAGUGUUUAACAUGAUUUUUGAAUGACUUUCUCAUCUCUGUACCCCACACAUACAAUUAUCUGUAAGGUCCCUCAGUCGAGCAGUCAAUUUCAAACACAGACUCAACCACAAAGACCAGCGAGUUACAGAGUUAGAGUUUAAUGACUGUGAUAGGAGAGAACUGAGGAUGGAUCAACAACAUUGUAGUUACUCUACAAUACUAACCUAAAUGACAGUGAUAAGGAAGCCUGUACAGAAUACAAAUAUUCCAAAACAUGCAUCCUGUUUGCAGCAAGGCACUAAAGUAAUACUGCAUAAAAUGUGGCAAAGCAAUUAAAGUUUUGUCCUGAAUAUAAAGUGUUAUGUUUGGGGCAAAUCCAAUACAACACAUUACUGAGUACCACUCUAAUUUUCAAGCAUAGUGGUGGCUGCAUCAUGUUAUGGGUAUGCUUGUAAUAGUUAAGGACUGGGGAGUUUUUCAGGAUGAAAAAGAAACAGUAUGGCGCUAAGCACAGGCAAAAUCCUAGAGAAAAACCUGGUUCGGUCUGCUUUCCACCAGACACUGGGAGAUGAAUUGACCUUUCAACAGGACAAUAACGUAAAACACAAGGCCAAAUAUACACUGGAGUUGCUUACCAAGAAGACAGUGAAUGUUCCUGAGUGGCCAAGUUACACUUUUGACAUAAAUCUGCUUGAAAAUCAAAUUGCAAAUAUUGUACAAUCCAGGUGUGCAAAGCUCAUAGAGACGUACCCAGAAAGACUCACAGCUGUAAUCGCAGAAAAGGUGAUUCUAACAUGUAUUGACUCUUAUGGAAAUGAGAUAUUUCUGUAUUUCAUUUUCAAUCAAUUUUGAAAAGAUUAUAAAAACAUGUUUCACUUUAUCUUUAUGGUAUUGUGGGUAGAUGUUAUAUACAUAUAUAUAUAUAUUUUUUUUUUACAUACAUUUGCAAUUCAGGCUGUAACAUCAACAUUUUGAAUGAGUCAAGGGGUAUGAAUACUUUCUGAAGGCACUGUACAUAUCUACCUCAAAUAUCUGGUACUGGUUCUCCCUUUAUAUAGCUCCAUUCCUGUUUAUUUUAUUGUUACUAUUGUAUUAUUUUGAAACUCUGCAUCAUUGGGUGCGUGCUCAGUCCCCUCCUGUACUCCCUGUUCACCCAUGACUGCAUGGCCAGGCACGACUCCAACACCAUCAUUAAGUUUGCCGACGACACAACAGUGGUAGGCCUGAUCACCGACAACGAUGAGACAGCCUAUAGGGAGGAGGUCAGAUGCCAGGAUAACAACCUCUCCCUCAACGUGACCAAGACAAAGGAGAUGAUUGUGGAUUACAGGAAAAAAAAGAGGACUGAGCACGCCCCCAUUCUCAUCGACGGGGCUGUAGUGGAACAGGUUGAGAGCUUCAAGUUCCUUGGUGUCCACAUCACCAACGAACUAUCAUGGUCCAAACACACCAAGACAGUCGUGAAGAGGGCACGACAAAGCCUAUUCCCCCUCAGGAGACUGAAAAGAUUUGGCACGGGUCCUCAGAUCCCCAAAAAAUUAUACAGCUGCACCAUCGAGAGCAUCCUGACUGGUUGCAUCACCACCUGGUAUGGCAACUGCUCGGCCUCCGACCGCAAGGCACUACAGAGGGUAGUGCGUACGGCCCAGUACAUCACUGGGGCCAAGCUUCCUGCCAUCCAGGACCUCUAUACCAGGCGGUGUCAGAGGAAGGCCCUCAAAAUUGUCAAAGACUCCAGCCACCCUAGUCAUAGACUGUUCUCUCUGCUACCGCACAGCAAGCGGUACCGGAGUGCCAAGUCUAGGUCCAAAAUACUUAUCAACAGCUUCUACCCCCAAGCCAUAAGACUGAACAGCUAAUCAUGGCUACCCGGACUAUUUGCACUGCCCCCCCACCCCCACCCCCCACCCCAUCCUUUUUAUGCUGCUGCUACUCUGUUAAUUAUUUAUGCAUAGUCACUUUAACUCUACCCACAUGUACAUAUUACUUCAUGGGAAACAUUUCAAACAAUAAAAGCACAAUUAUUCUAAACACAACCGUCAUUUACAUAAAGUACACUUUAUACCUCUCUCUUAAUGCAUUUAAUGCAUGCCUCAAUUUGAAUAAACUUCCAGCUGCCAAUGAGCCACAUUAUCGUUUAACUGAGCAAACGUUUUUGUGAAAACACCACUAGGUCAUAAAAGCCAAUCAAUAAAAUGCAUUGGUGAUCAUUCUUCUGUGUGUAUGGCUGUCUGCAAACAGCACGAAUCAAUUAAGCAUUAAGACAAAACAUUAUAGCGGCUGUCAGACUAUGAUCACUGGUAUUACAUUUCAUCUGCUCUGGUAAUGGUGCCCUAGCUCAGCAAAUCGAGUCUAAACUAAUAUUACAGACAGCUCACCAGAGCCCAAUACUAUGAAUCUGGUUUGAGGAGUUGGCAAGGUAACUUUGGUCAACGCUUAGUUCAACUCGGGAUAACUGGUGACACGAAAGUGGCUCACCUUUUAGCCAGGUACAUUUCUAUGUCAACGAAUCCUUCAGAACUAACCUGCUCCGGCCAGACUAAUGUAGGACCAACUCCAUUUAUACCCGAAUGAAGCAUGUUGCGAGUUGAGGACCAAUUAAAUCAGAGUAUCCCUCUCGCAAAGAUUGCGUCAUCAUCCCCUUCAUUUGAGGAAGACUACUGAUUAAAUAUUGUAUUAAUAAAAAAAUGUUGGUGUUAAAAUAUAGUAAUAAUAAAAUACCUAUCACAUUACAUAUUUAGUAAUGACAGAAUGCAUUUGAAACUUCAGGCACAGUAAAACAUAAAAUACGGCAUUAACUAUUUGGAAUAAAAAAGUCAGUGACACCAAAGGCUGCUGAAUUUGCAAGAUAAACUUUUCUUUCAUUUUGAUUUCGUCACUGACUCGACCAUGGAUUGAUGUUUCAGCGUUCUCAGUGACGAGUUCGGUGCUCGACUAGCCACGUGUGACAUGAACGCGCAGUUACAAGCCCAGCUCCAGCAGCCUCGAGUAUGCGGCGGGUGCACGAUCAAUAUCCACCUUCGGAGUACGGCUACACAGUAGCCUGAGCUGGAACGUAAAGCUGAUUGAGUCUGUCUAGCUUUAGAAAGCCCUGAGUAAUUCUAGUUUGCAUCGUAGUAUACCCCUCGAAGCUGUAAACGGCCAGUGGCUGGAUUUGUUAACAGCCUGAUGGCACCUUCUAGUGGACUGACAUACAUUUGCAGCUUGUGAACCUUCCCAGUAGUCAGCGGUGAAUAGGUACACAGGGAGGCAUGAAAACGAAAUGCAUUCAUCAUUGCCCGUUUUUUAAAACUCAAGUCAAAUUAACUAUUUUCAGACCAGUAGCAUAUGUACAAAAACGUGCUUUUUUUUUGUUGUACAAUCAUCUUUGUUUGGCAUCAGUCGUCAACGGAUGCGUCAAUUAAAAAAAACCAUUGGCUCAUUCUUUAAUUUCCAGACACAAAAUCCAUGUCUGCAGCCUCACACUUCAAAACAGGAUGAUAUUAUGUAUGGCCUCUUUUCAGCCCGUUAUGUAUACUGAACAAAAAUACAAAUUCAACAAGUGUUGGUCCCAUUUUCAUGAGCUGAAAUAAAAGAUCCCAAAAAAAUUCCAUACAUGCAAAGAACUUAUUUCUCUCAAAUGUUGUGCACAAAUUUGUCUACAUCCCUGUUGGCAUUUCUCUUUUGCCAAGAUAAUCCAUCUACCUGACAGGUGUGUCAUAUCAAGAAGCGGAUUAAAUGGCAUGAUCAUUGCACAGGUGCACCUUGUGCUGGGGACAAUAAAAGGCCACUCUAAAAUGUGCAGUUUUGUCACACAACACAAUGCUACAGAUGUCUCAAGUUUUGAGGGAGCAUGCAAUUGGCAUGCUGACUGCAAGAAUGUCCACCAGAGCUGUUGCCAGAGAAUUUCAUGUUAAUUUCUGUACCAUAAUGUCGUUUUAGAGAAUUUGGCAGUACGUCCAACCGGCCUCACAUCCGCAGACCAUGUGUAACCACACCAGCCUAGGACCUCCACAUCCAGCUUCUUCACCUGCGGGAUCGUCUGAGACCAGCCACUUGGACAGCUGAUUAAACUUUCUGUUUGUAAUAAAGCCCUUUUGUGGUGAAAAACUAAUUCUGAUUGGCUGUGGGUGGGCCUAUGCCCUCCCAGGCCCACCCAUGGCUGCGCCCCUGCCCAGUCAUGUGAAAUCCAUAGAUUAGGGCCUAAUUUAUUUCAAUUGACUGAUUUCUUUAUAUGAACUAUAACUCAGUAAAAUCGUUGAAAUUGUUGCAUGUUGUGUUUAUGUUUUUGUUCAGUAUAGUAAGAUGCAUAGGGUGUAUACUGUAUAUAUCCUUGAUGGGUCCUAAUACAGUGGACUUGUAAAGAUGCAGGUACAGUAAUGAACAUGCCCCCUCAGUUUCAACCAGCGUGAUGCAUCUGCAGUCUCUCUCUCUCUCUCUCUCCUCCUCUCCUCCUCUCCUCUCUCUCCCCCUCUCCUCCCUCUUCUCUCCUCUCUCCUCUCUCUCUCGUGUCUCUACUCUCUUCUCUCAUCUCUGCUCUCUCUCGUCUCUCUCUCUCUCUCCUCCUCUCUCUCUCUCCUCUCAUCGUCUUCCGUCUCAUCCUUGCUCUCUCUCUCCUCUCUCAGUGUCUCUCUUCUCUCUCCUCGCUCUCCUCCUCUCUCUCUCUCUCUCCUGUCUCUUCUCUCUCUCUCUCUCUCUCUCUCCCUCCUCGUCUCCUCCUCCUCUCUCUCUCUCUCUCUCUCUCACUCUCUCACUCCUCCUCUCAACUCACUCACUCACUCACUCACUCACUCUCCGCCUCUCUUUCUCCCCCCCCGAUCUCCAGAGAGGCUCACUAGCCGUAUGGUAAACACUGUAGUGUAAUUGGUUCUACCCCCAGGCGGCCAGGCUCUGCAGCAGCAACAGCAUGGAGAAAUGAAGACAAAUUGGCUGUAAGAGACUUAACCAAACAGAGUAGAAACAGACUGCAGGGAAAAUAACCACUCCAUUUAGACUUGUUCUGAAGCGGCUGGUCAGAGUUCAGACAGCUCCCUUAUCUUUAGAUUUUGUGUUGAUAGUUUUUUCAGACAGACAUGUGGACCAAAGGACUUCCCAGUCCGCUGUCACCGAAAAAAGAAAGACCUAAGAUUGAAAGCAUUUAAAUUUUUCUCUCUAUAAUGAUACAAGCCCACAUCAUUUUCGAGACGCUAUUGCCAUCGCCAACAGUUCAGUAGUAUAUCUUUUGUUGCUUUUUUAGAUAUAUAUUUUUGUUUUAUGGACAGUGACAGUUGGAAGGUAGAGAGGGAGACAGAGAGGCCUGCAGAAGGUGGGAUUCGUAACCCCGUUGCCUGCAGGUAUGUGUGGUCCAGAGUAGGCAGAGCUAUCACUAGACCAAGUAAUUCAUUGUUUUAAAAUGAGAACUAACCACCUUUCACUUGACCACAGUGUGUCUUUAACAAUCAAAUAAAUUAAAUAAAUUGGUAUCAGAGAGCAGCCGACAUGUCAAUCAAUCAGCACUAGAUGGCAGAAGCGAGCCGUGUCUCUGUCUUGUUCUGUAUGUAUGGGAGUGACUUGAUUCGUCCCAAAUGGCACCCUAUGGCCUGUGUAGUGCACUGCUUUUGACCAAGCCCUGGUCAAAAGUAGUGCACUAUAUAGGUGAUAGGGUGCCAUUUGGGAUGUAUUUAGAUCUGAUGGAUAUCCCUAUUAAAUGCUCACACAGCUAAUUAAAGGCAUUCUGUUGUUGCAUGCAGUUUGUUUACAGUGGAUUGAUAAUGCCCAUUUAAACUAACCUCAGCCCAUUGUAUCAAAGCAAACAUAAGCCCCAUCAAAUAAACAGUAAAUACAACCCAUUCUGUCUCCCUAUAUGCACCCUGGGUAAUAAUAGUUAAUAUUUGAUGGAUAGAUUGUGGUGGGGUACUUAUCUCCCGAGUGGCGCAGUGGUCUAAGGCAAUGCAUCGCAGUGCUAGCAGAAUCCAGGCUCUGAGGUAGCCGGCCGCGACCGGGAGACCCAUGGGGCGGCACACAAUUGGCCCAGGGUAGGGGAGGGGAUGGCCGGCAGGGAUGUAGCUCAGUUGGUAGAGCAUGGUGUUUGCAACGCCAGGGUUGUGGGUUUGAUUCCCACGGGGGGCCAGUAUAAAAAAAGUAAUGUAUGCAUUCACUAACUGUAAGUCGCUCUGGAUAAGAGCGUCUGCUAAAUGACUAAAAUGUAAAAUGGGUAUGCCUUAAUUAAACAAUGAUACAAUCUUCAUUGGAAUAUUUAUCACACACACACUGAAACGAUAUGAAGCGUGUUUCAUAUUAAGAGUUUGUUAGAACUAUAAGUUGGCUGGCAGCUUCAAACAGACUGCAUUUGCUGCUGCUGCAGUCGAGACAGAGUGAGCCAGCACAGACAUGAAAGGCUCAUCCUGUUGGAAAGAGAGAGGAGCGCCAGUGAACUCUAGCUGAACUUGUCUCCUUGCUAGAGUCGCAACUAGAGCAGGUUAUUUUAGAUCGUUCUGCAGAGAGAAAGAGAGAGGUGACAUUACUGAUUUUUUCUGUUGGGUUGGUUUGAGACCUCUGUGUUAAUUUUUAGGUCCACCAGCUCAAGUUCUGCGCUCGUGUGUGGAGCAGAGACAUGCUCUAACUCUCCUCUCCUCUCCUCUCCUCUCCUCUCCUCUCCUCUCCUCUCCUCUCCUCUCCUCUCCUCUCCUCUCCUCUCCUCUCCUCUCCUCUCCUCUCCUCUCCUCUCCUCUCCUCUCCUCUCCUCUCCUCUCCUCUCCUCUCCUGCCAGUCAGCAGAAACCAAAAAACACAGAACCCAAAACUGGUUUCUCCUCCUCCUCCAUGUCCUCCCUGCAGAUGCACUGUGCAGCCAGUCACCGUACAAACCAUUCUCUUUAUUUCUGUCUCAGGGAUCAAACGCUGAAAACACAGACACUGAAAACACAUGGCUGGAGCAUCACAUAAAUUACCUGGUUUUCUCUCUCUCUCUCUCUCUCUCUCUCUCUCUCUCUCUCUCUCUCUCUCUCUCUCUCUCUCUCUCUCUCUCUCUCUCUCUCUCUCUCUCUCUCUCUCUCUCUCUCUCUCUCUCUCUCUGUAUUGGGGAAUCAGAUCAUAUUGUGGGAGAUGUUAGGGACAGAAGACAAGAAGGGUUUUAGGCUGUGUUUCUGUAUAAGCACUUUGUGACAUCUGCUGAUGUAAAAAGGGCUUUAUAAUUACAUUUGAUUGAUUGAUAGGAACGUGAGCAGCAGACUCAUGCUGAUUAAAUUGCUGUAAGAGUGCGUGCCAGCAACCAAAGCCUUCUGUUGAAACAUUACAGAUUAAAGUAAAUCCCUGAGCCCAAACGUAUCAUGCCCUAGCAGAAGGUUUAUCUUUUUAGAGGACUAUCUUAGUAAAUUAAGACCUCGGGUAAAGUAUCAACUGUCUGUUGACGGUUUGGUUGAUCGUGUUAAUCAUGCCUAAAAGAAAAUGGUGAAUAUUAUCAAUUUUGUGCAGAAUUGUUUAGUUUUUUGCAUAGAAUGCGAUUUUGGAGGGAAGCUCAGAUGAAAGAGAAUGAUCGUCUUUGAACAUAUUUUUUGUUGUUGACAGAAACACAGGACUGUUUUUAGCUGAUUCAUCAGCUCUGCUCCUGUCUUACUCCUCUAUGUCCCAUAGAAACAUGUUUCAUCCUAUCCAAUAUUUACUUCAUUUCUGAACAGGAAAGCUUUGACUAUCUAAUGCCCCUAUUUCUGCUCUCAGGAACAACAAAUACACAUUUCCAUUCUCAUGUUCUGUCAUGUGUUUGACACAGAGAACCUGUGUAGUCCUCUGUAGCUCAGCUGGUAGACCACGGCGCUUGUAACGCCAAGGUAGUGGGUUCGAUCCCCGGGACCACCCAUACACAAAUAAAUGUAUGCACACAUGACUGUAAGUCGCUUUGGAUAAAAGCGUCUGCUAAAUGGCAUAUUAUUAUAUUAUUAUUAUUAUAGUCCUGACUGGCAUGGUCCUCUACACUGUGACAGAGAGAGAGGUGAGGGGAGAACAUAGAGAGAAGAGAAAGAGGUUCCCAUACACUCCACUUCCCCAGUGACCUCUGACCCCUAUAGAAAACCAUCAGACUGUCCCUCCCUCCCUCCCUCCCUACCCCCCCUCCCUUCCUUCCUUCCUUCCUUCCUUCCUUCCUUCCUUCCUUCCUUCCUUCCUUCCUUCCUUCCUUCCUUCCUUCCUUCCUUCCUUCCUUCCUUCCUUCCUUCCUUAUUCCCUGCCUCCCUCCCUCACUCCCCCUCCCUACCUGCCUCCAUCCCUUUCCAUGACCAGGGGAGAGAACCACCCCCCACCUCCCAUCACCUCCCAAAACAGGCCUUGGCAUUAUCUACACCCCCUCCUCACUUCCGCUCCGACUGACUCCACUUUUGUAACCCCUCACCCCCUCUCUCCCCAGCCCUCUGCCCCUGCUCAGACACUUGAACCUUGACCCUGGCCAUACAAUGUCAGACUGUGUGAACGACGUCUGGAUAAUAAAACAGGCUCUUUGUUGUUCAUCACCCCUCCCUAAGCCAAUGGCAGGUCAUAGACCCUUCUAACCUGUUGCUCCAGACACACAUUCUUACACACACACAUAUGCAUGCAUGCACACACACACACAUACACACAGGCUGGCUGGCUGGGUUUCCCAGGCCUCUGGCUGCUGCUGGGGUCUUUAUCAGCAGAGAACUAUAGAACUUAAGACGUCUCUGACUGGUGUUUAUUUACUUUAGUCAAUUUGGACCUGUCACCGCUGCCUGAUGCUGGAGUCUGUCUGGUGUGUGAAACUUAAUACAGCUGUCUAAUCCUGCCCUGCUACAAAGACUCUUUGUGAAGACCGGAGAGAGAACCUGGGAACACAUAGGAUUUUUGAGAUUCGUCCCAAAUGGGUGUCUAGUGGCACCCUAAUCCCUUUAUAGUGCACUACUUUUGACCAGGGCCCAUAGGGUUCUGGUCAAAAGUGCUACACUAUAUGAAUAGGGUGCAAUUUGGGACCCAGACUUUGAGAUGAUCCCUUCUCUUUCCCACAUGACUGAAAGUCUUACAGGAUGGUCUCAAACUUGACUUUUUCGUAUUAUUAUUCAUCUGUAUAACCUAAAGGGGAACCCCAUGUAGAAUAUAAUAUAAUAUAAAUAGUUUUCCCUUUUGUCCAAUCUCACAUGUAACAUAUGAUAACCACACAAGACAAGUUAUAAAAAAGAAAGAUGCUUGAGAAAGGCCAACACCGUAAUCUAAGAUGUAACUUUCUGUCUGUCUUGCUAAAUCCCCCCCACUAGAGGUCACUAUGAGGUUGAUAAAGGUACUGUCAUGUUCUGUCCCCCGACUAGAGGUCACUAUGAAGUUGAUAAAGGUACUGUCAUGUUCUGUCCCCCCACUAGAGGUCACUAUGAGGUUGAUAGAGGUACUGUCAUGCUCUGUCCCCCCACUAGAGGUCACUAUGAGGUUGAUAGAGGUACUGUUAUGUUCCGUUAUGAAACCUUCGUUCUCCUUUGUCUCACUGCAGCAAUGCUGCUCUGUAGACAGUCUGGGGUGGGGUAGUGUGUGUGUGUGUGUGUGUGUGUGUAUGUGUGUGUAUGUGUGUGUGCAGUUACAUACGUGUGUGUGCAUGUGGGUUUUGUCUCACUGCAGCACUGAUGCUCUGUACACUGUCUAGGAGGUUUCAUUAAGGUCUCUCAUUCUGUCUGUUCCAAUGAUGCAUGUGUCAAGAUGUACAUGUUUGUGAGUAUGUCUCUGUAGAUGCUGGCUUUGGGACUCACAUUCUGACCUGCAUUAUAAUUCAUGGAUUCUGUCUGUCCCUAAGAUAGCGUUCUGGCAGUAAGUUCAACACAUAUUUCAACUGAUGCUUAUCGACAGCACAUGCAGAGGCAGACACUCAUACAUGAAUACGCUAGACAGGUGUGUUUAACACCUGUGCAUUCUGUCCUCACACAGCCAGACAGAGAAGACACAUUGUCCUUAGGUAAACCCUACAGUCUCUGCUCUAGUAUAAUACACAUACACACCAGUGGAGGCUGCUGAGGGGAGGACGGCUCAUAAUAAUGUCUGGAAUGGCGCUAAUGGAAUGGCAUCAAACACAUAGGAACAAUGUUUGAUACCAUUCCACUGAUUCCACUCCAGCCAUUACCACAAGGCCGUCGUCCCCAAUUAAGGUGGCAUGCAAACACACACACACACACAAUGCUGAGUGGCAGGAGAUAAGGGUGAGAGGGUGGCAGUCUAGUGGUUGAGCGUUGGGCCAGUAAACGAAGGUCGUUGGUUCGAAUCGACUAGGUGUGCCCUUGACUGAGACACUUAACCCUAAUUGCUCCUAUAAGUAGCACUGGAUAUGAGCGUCUGCUAAAUGACUAAAAUAUCCCCAUUCAUGUGGCACAGGAACUGGACUAAGAAGAUAGAUAUAACCAGAAGUCUACUUACAAUGUGCUGUGUCAAAGAGUGAUGUCUGUUUUAGUGUAUUCAACCAUAAAGGUCAUCUGUCCAUAGGAAUAUUAGGUUUAACUUAGAUAAUUGGGUGAUAAUUGAAACAAAGAAAGAACUAGUGAAUGAGUGGGUGUACUGCAUGUAACCCACUGACCCACAUCCACUAGAGAGACUAUAUGUAUGAAUGACCAAACAAAUACAUGAAUUAAAAAAAUCGAGCCAGAGAAGAAAACAGUGGCUAGACUAGAGCCCCCAGGGCAUGGAUAGUGUGUGUGUGUGUGUAUGUGUGUGUGUGUGUGUGUGUGUGUGUAUGUGUGUGUGUGUGUGUGUGUGUGUGUGUGUAUGUGUGUAUUUGUGUGUGGGCGUGUGUGUGUAUUUGUGUGUGUAUGUGUGUAUUUGUGUGUGGGCGUGUGUGUGUAUUUGUGUGUGUAUGUGUGUAUUUGUGUGUGGGUGUGUGCCUGUGAUCCCGUACAAUCUCUUUGAUCAGACUUUAUUUGUGAUGAGGGGGAUGCUUAACAACGUAACACACUGACCCAUUUCCGCUAGAGAGACUAGCGUAGGAACAUACAAGGGCCUAGUUACAUCUCAGAGCAUCACUGGAUGGACGGACAGGAAGACAGACGGACACAGACAGACAGACAGACUGAACACUGAACAUCACUGCCUCCAUACCUCACUGAUCAAAGAGCAUUAUAGAUGUUGGUUCUCUUUUAACACCCUGGUUCUCUGAUUCUCAAUGGGACUGAUGACACCUUUCUCAAUUCCUUACCAGGACUUUAAGACUACAGUUGUAACAGUGUGGUCACAGCCUGCUGCUGAGGUCAUUGUUGUGUUGUAACUGUGUGGUCACAGCCUGCUGCUGAGGUCAUUGUUGAGUUGUAACAGUGUGGUCACAGCCUGCUGCUGAGAUCAUUGUUGUGUUGUAACAGUGUGGUCACAACCUGCUGCUGAGAUCAUUGUUGUGUUGUAACAGUGUGGUCACUGCCUGCUGCUGAGGUCAUUGUUGUGUUGUAACUAUGUGGUCACAGCCUGCUGCUGAGGUCAUUGUUGAGUUGUAACAGUGUGGUCACUGCCUGCUGCUGAGGUCAUUGUUGAGUUGUAACAGUGUGGUCACUGCCUGCUGCUGAGGUCAUUGUUGAGUUGUAACAGUGUGUCACGACUUCCGCCGAAGUUGGUGCCUCUCCUUGUUCGGGUGGCGUUCGGCGAUCGUCGUCACCGGCUUUCUAGCUGCCACCGAUCUACGUUUCUUUUUCCAUUUGUUUUGUCUUGAUUGUACACACCUGGUUCCCAUUACAUUAUAUUAUUUCCCUAUUUAACCCUCUGGUUCCCACAUGGUUUUGUGCGUGUUUGUUCUUUGUUUUGUGUCUAAGACUUAUGUGAGCUAGUGUGUUUUCCCUGCGUGGAAAUUAGUGUUGUUUAUUUUUUGAGUAAAGUACGUCGUUUACUCAGUUCUGUGUCCUGUGCCUGACUCCGUCCUACCGCUGCACAUUGACACUUGACAGAAACACACACCACAUAUGGAGUCAGCAGGUGCAUCCAGUCUUCCGGUACCAGUGGAGGAGCGCGUCCAGCAGCACGCGUUGAUGCUCCAGAAUCUUGGCACAGCCAUGGAUCGCGUGUUGCAGACCAUGGAGAGAUGGGAGAGAGGGGUUUUUCCCACAACCCCAUCAACUUCAGAUCAACCCACACCGAUGUCCACCCCUCCGUCACUUGGACCCAGUGGGAUUCGGCUCUCGCUCCCGAGGGCAUAUGAUGGGACGGCUGCCGGGUGCCAGGGGUUCCUGCUCCAGGUGGAGCUCUACCUGGCGACCAUCCACCCGGCUCCCUCGGGAUACGAGAGCGUGUCCGCCCUCAUGUCCUGUCUGCCGGGGAGAGCGCUUGAGUGGGCCAACGCCGAAUGGGGAGGAAUAGACGCAGCGUCGGUUCGCUAUUAGGAUUUCACCCGCCGCUUCCGGGCGGUCUUCGUUCAUUCACCUGAGGGGAGAGCGGCGGGGGAACGCUUGUUCCACCUCAGACAGGGGAAGAGGAGCGCACAGGACUUCGCACUGGCCUUCAGGACCUUGGCGGCCAGCGCGGGAUGGAAUGAGAGGGCCCUGAUCGACCAUUACCGGUGUAGUCUACAUGAGGACAUUCGUCAGGAGCUGGCAUGCAGGGACACCACCCUUACCCUCGACCAGCUGGUGGAUUUAUCUAUACGGCUGGAUAACCUGUUGGCCACCCGCGGACGUCCGGGUCAGGGUCCGUCCAUUCCAUCCCCCAGCACCUCCGACCCUACCCCUAUGGAGCUCGGAGGUGCUGCUCUAAGGGUGACCGGAGGGGGGGCCGUUUCCUGCACCAACUGUGGCCGCAGAGGGCACACUGCUGGUCGGUGCUGGGGAGGUUCCCCAGGGAGUUGAGGCAGCAGGCAGGGCACUGGUGGAUCAUCCCAGGUGAGUAGGCACCCGACUCACCCAGAGCUCCCUGUUGUGCACAUGUGUGUAUGCAUAGAAUUUCCUGAGUUUUUCCCGCCUUCCCAGCAUAAGGCGCUAGUAGAUUCAGGCACAGCUGGGAACUUUAUUGACGUUCAUUUGUACGUAGAUUAGGGAUCCCUAUUGUUCCUGUUGAUGUGCCCUUCCCUGUACAUGCCUUAGAUAGUCGUCCUUUAGGGUCGGGCCUGAUUAGGGAGGUCACAGCUCCACUAUGUAUGAAAACGCAGGAGGGUCAUGAGGAGAGAAUUAGUCUCUUCCUGAUUGAUUCUCCUGCGUUUCCCGUGGUGUUGGGGCUUCCCUGGUUGGCCUCUCAUGACCCCACUAUUUCGUGGCAACAGAGGGCUCUCAAGGGAUGGUCACGUCAGUGCUCAGGGAGGUGUGUAGGUGUUUCCAUAGGUGCAACUACGGUGGAGAGUCCAAACCAGGUCUCCACUAUGCACAUUCCCCCCGAAUAUGCCGAUUUGGCUCUCGCCUUCUAUAAAAAGAAGGCGACUCAACUACCACCCCAUCGACAGGGGGAUUGUGCGAUAAAUCUCCAGGUAGGCGCAGCACUUCCCAGGAGUCACGUGUAUCCUCUGUCUCAGGAAGAGACGGCGGCUAUGGAAACAUAUGUCUCCGAAUCUCUGGGACAGGGAUACAUUGGGCCUUCUACUUCAUCUGCCUCCUCAAGUUUCUUUUUUGUGAAGAAGAAGGAUGGAGGUUUACGCCCGUGCAUUGACUAUCGAGGUCUAAAUCAGAUCACUGUGAAGUACAGUUACCCACUGCCUCUCAUAGCCAGUGUGACAGAGUCAUUGCACGGGGAGCGCUUCUUCACCAAAUUGGAUCUCAGGAGCGCUUACAACCUGGUGCGUAUCCAGGAGGGGGAUGAGUGGAAGACGGCAUUUAGUACUACAUCUGGGCACUAUGAGUACCUCAUCAUGCCGUACGGGUUGAUGAAUGCUCCAUCAGUCUUCAAAUCCUUCGUAGACAAGAUUUUCAGGGACCUGCACGGGCAGGGUGUAGUGGUGUAUAUAGAUGACAUUCUAAUAUACUCCGCUACACACGCCGAGCAUGUGUCCCUGGUGCGCAAGGUGCUUGGUUGACUGUUGGAGCAUGACCUGUACGUCAAGGCUGAGAAAUGUCUGUUCUUCCAACAGUCCGUCUCCUUCCUAGGGUACCGCCUGUCCGCGUCAGGGGUGGAGAUGGAGAAUGACCGCAUUUCAGCCGUGCGUAAUUGGCCGACUCCAACCACGGUAAAGGAGGUAAAGCGGUUCUUAGGGUUUGCCAACUACUACCAGAGGUUUAUCCGGGGCUUUGGUCAGGUAGCGGCUCCCAUUACCUCCUUGCUGAAGGGGGACCGGUGCGACUGCAGUGGUCAGCUGGGGCGGACAGGGCUUUUGGUCACCUGAAGGCUCUGUUUACCUCGGCUCCCGUGCUGGCUCAUCCUGAUCCCUCCUUGGCAUUCAUAGUAGAGGUGGACGCGUCCAAGGCUGGGAUAGGAGCUGUGCUGUCUCAGCUCGGGUACGCCACCAAAGCUCUGCCCCUGUGCUUUCUUUUCAAAGAAGCUCAGCCCGGUGGAGCGAAACUAUGAUGUAGGGGACCGGGAGCUGUUAGUUGUUGUCAGGACUCUGAAGGCAUGGAGGCAUUGGCUUGAGGGGGCUAAACACCCUUUCCUCAUUUGGACUGACCACCGCAAUCUGGAGUACAUCCGGGCGGCGAGGAGACUGAACCCUCGCCAGGCAAGGUGGCCCAUGUUUUUCACCCAUUUUGUUUUCACCCUAUUCUACAGACCAGGUUCCCAGAGCGCUAAGGCAGACGCACUGUCCCGGAUGUAUGACACAGAGGAGCGGUCCACGGAUCCCACUCCCAUACUUCCGGCUUCUUGCCUGGUGGCACCGGUGGUAUGGGAGGUUGACGUGGACAUCGAGCGGGCGUUACGUACGGAGCCCACUCCCACCCAGUGUCCAGUUGGGCAUCUGUACGUUCCGUCUGAUGUCCGCGAUCGAUUGAUCUGUUGGGCCCACAUGUCACCCUCCUCUGGUCAUCCUGGCAUCGGUCGGACAGUGUGCUGUCUUAGUGGGAAGUACUGGUGGCCCACUUUAGCUAAGGACGUGAGGGUUUAUGUUUCCUCCUGCUCGGUGUGCGCCCAGUGCAAGGCACCUAGACACCUGCCCAGAGGGAAAUUACAACCCUUACCCGUUCCACAAUGGCCGUGGUCACACCUAUCAGUGGACUUCGUGACGGAUCUUCCUCCGUCACAAGGUAACACCACGAUCCUGGUCGUUGUGGAUCGGUUUUCUCCUUCCUUUGCCCGGUCUCCCUACGGCCCUACAGACUGCGGAGAACCUGUUUACCCACGUCUGACGGCACUACGGGGUGCCUGAGGAUAUAGUGUCUGAUCGGGGUCCCCAGUUCACAUUGAGGGUCUGGAGGGAGUUCAUGGAACGUCUGGGGGUCUCGGUCAGCCUGACCUCAGGUUUUCACCCCGAGAGUAAUGGGCAGGUGGAGAGAGUUAACCAGGAUGUGGGUAGGUUUCUGCGGUCCUAUUGCCAGGACCGGCCGGGGGAGUGGGCGGCUUUCAUCCCCUGGGCAGAGAUGGGCCAAAACUCCCUCCGCCACUCCUCCACUAACAUGUCUCCGUUUCAGUGUGUACUAGGUUAUCAGCCGGUCCUGGCACCGUGGCAUCAGAGCCAGAUCGAGGCACCUGCGGUGGAUGAAUGGUUUCAGCGCUCGGAAGAGACAUGGGACGCUGCCCAUGUGCGCCUGCCAUCAGGCGACAGAAGGCGAGCGCCGACCGCCACUGCAGUGUGGUCACAGUUGUAACAGUGUGGUCACUGCCUGCUGCUGAGGUCAUUGUUGUGUUGUAACUGUGUGGUCACUGCCUGCUGCUGAGGUCAUUGUGAUUAGGGCAUCUUGGAGUGCUGAUACAGGACCAGUUUUGCUAUUUGGUUCAUAACUAAAAUGAUUUAUAUGGACACAUGGGAACUGAUCCUAGAUCACCACUCCUGCUCUAGGGUGCUUUUUGAAAAUGGGCCUAUGGCAGCAUCUUCACUGCAGGGUUGUCGGUCAAUUCCAUUUCAACUCAAUCAAUUCAGGGAGUUGAUUGAAAGUGACACAGAAAAUAAUGGCCCAUUUUCAAUUUAUUGGAUUUCAAACGCUCUCCUGCAUUGACAAAGUAGAAAGAAUUGAACCCAACCCUGUGUUUCACUUAGAUAACAGUAAUGAUUAUCAUCUACAGGUUUUCUAUCUAUCCAUUUAUCAAAGAACUCUACCCUGUAACAGCACUUGGAACAGUCAAACAGUUUUAAAUUCAUAUUUAUUUUAAAUCUUACUUUGUUUUGUUAGUCUUUCUUAAUCUUGUAAAGUGUGUUGUUGUGACCCUUGUUAAUGCAUUUUAAAUAAACCUUACUUGACAUAUAAUAACAAUUGUCAUAUCUCUAUGGUUCCAACAUGUUAUGUUGCUUACUGUUGUGAUCAAAGCAGGACCUUGACUGAACUCAUUUCAGAAAGAGUGGAUAUCCAAUUGUAGGGGUAAGCAUUCAGAGGCGCUAAGUACUCUCAGCCCCCAAACGGUACUGUCAGAGCCCUAAAAUGAACAUCAUAUUACAAUGAUUUCUCAUAGUUUAAAGAUAGAGAGAGAUAUAGAGACAGAGAGAGAGAGCGAGAGAGAGAGAGAGUGAGAGAGCAAGUGAGAAAGAGAGAGAGACAGAGAGAGAGAGAGAGAGAGAGAGAGAGAGAGAGAGAGAGAGAGAGAGAGAGAGAGAGAGAGAGAGAGCACAUGGUUUAAUGAGCAGCGGUUUGCUCUGUUUUAAUUUAAAUGAUAAUUGGCUUAACAGAAGUUGUUUUUUUAAGACUCAAGAUAAUUAAUUGCUUGCAGUAACAACAAGGAAUUGAUUUAUUUCAUUUAAUUGAUUUCCUGCAGAAAGUGUUUUCUCUCAGGGUUGAUUGGAACUCAUUAUAAAUGCCUCGAGCCUUGGGAGCCAAACACUUUCCACUCUUCCAGGUACACACAUACAUUUAUGCUACACACAACUGCUGCUACCAGACUCUUAUUUAAUAUUGCUAAUACUGCAUAAUUUCAACACUUGCCCCCCAAUCCUCCCUUGCCCAGAACAUGUAAAUAUUGUACUAUAAUUUGUGCCUUCCUGUAUUAUACUGAUGCUAAAAUGUUUAUUCUAUUCUACUGAGCCAUUUACUUUAUGUUCGUAUUCUUAUCUUUUAUUAUUUCUUAUUGUUGUUGUUGCAUUGUCCAGAAGGAACCUGCUAGUAAGCAUUUCGUUGGACGGUGUAUACCAUGUGUAUCCUGGACAUACGACUAAUAAAACACUUGAAAGGUCAACUAAGAUUAUUGUGAGGAAUAUUUAGACUUCAUAUUGUCCACACGGCUCUGGAAAACACUGAAAAUGGUUUAUGGAUAUGUGGAAGGAUUUAUAUUUUGGUCAUUUUGUAGGCAACAGUCUAUUCUAUUCAAAUAUUUUCUAUUCUAUUCUAUUAUUUUCUAUUAUAUUUGUAUUUGUUUCUACUAUGCUGUAUUUGAUUCUAUUCUUUAGAGAGUCUGAGUCAGACAGAACAAAGGAAUCAUGUGUGAAUGUCUGGAGGGAAGUUAGAACCAUCAUCUGCUGUUACAGCCCCACUGGGAUGAAAUAACACACCUGUCUCCCAGAGAAAAUGGAUGCUAUUACGUGUGUAGGGGUGUGUGUGUGUGUGCGCUUUUCAAGGGUUCGUUUUAGAGGGAGUGGGUGGAUUUCAAAUCAUCCCUGUUAGAUAACACGUAAAAAUGCACAGCUGACAGUGUGAAUGAUAUACAGCCACACUGGAAGCCAAACUGUAAUUGGCUGUAAGCCAAACUGUAAUUGGGGGUGACUCUCUCUCUCUCUCAGAUAGAGAGACGAGAGAUGAGAGCUAAGAGAGAGAGAGAUGCGAGAGAGAUAGGAACGAGCUAGAGAGAGAGAAUAGAUACUAGCGAUAGAUAUAAGCUCUCGCUAUCUUACUUCUCUCUCUAUCUCUCUACUCUCUCUCUCUCUCUAUCUCUCUCUCUCUCUCUCCUUCUCUUCUCUCUCUCUAUCUCUCUCUCUCUCUCUCUCUCUCCUCUCUCUCUCUCUCUCUCUGUGUGUGUGUGUGUGUAGGUAUGUGUGUGUGUAUGUUUGAUUUUACUAUCCUUGUGAGGACCAGAAGUCCUCACAUGGAUAGUAAAACAUGGACAAGUGGGGACAUUUCGUCGGUCCCCACAAGGAAAAUUGCUAGUUUAGGGUUAGGGUUAGAGGUUAGGUUCAGGGUUAGGGUUAGGAGUUAGGUUUAGGGGUUUAGGGUUAGGUGAUAGGGUCCCCACAAGUAUAGUAAAACAAACGCGAGUGUGUGUGUGUGUGUGUGAAAGAGAGAGAGAGAGAGACAGAGGGAGAAAGAGAGAGACAGAAGGAGGGAGGGAGGGAGGGAGGGGAUGCAUCAUACUAUACUGAACAAAUGAUCCAUGGUAUGACCAUCUGAAAACAAUUCUGUGGUUUUAAUCUAUGUUGCUGUUGUUGUGUUUCUGUUGACUUUGCUCUGCAGUGAGAAGAUGUGAGUGUUAAGUGUGGAGACCCUGUGUAGCCCUGGGUAUAAUGGACCUAUAGAAGAAUACGUUCUCAGUAUAGGAUGUAAUUAACUUCAGAUUGCUUGGGUGAGGGACCUCAGCUGUACACACACACACACACACACACACACACACACACACACACACACACACACACACACACACACACACACACACACACACACACACACACACACACACACACACACACACACACACACACACACACACACACACACACACACACACACACACACACACACACACACACACACACACACUAUAGCAAUCCAUUCUGCCUGGCGAAGAAGAGAGGACAAUAUAUUAACCACAGCUGAAUAUCCACUGUGAACCCAAGCACAUCUGACCUCAUGGCACAACAUUUCAUAACAUUCAAUUAUUGCUGUGGUUAUUCAUAGCUUUUAGACGUGCUGGGGAUGGGGAGCUGUGAAAGUGUGUCUGCAUGAGGUACCUAAACUGCUCUUCUAGAAUAAAUAUCACGUCAACAUUUUUGUAGUGCAAAACAAUUGUUUAAAGUGCAAGAAACACAGUAAACUUCAUUAUAAUCUCACAGUCUGAUUUAAUUUGAAACUAUUCUUCAACAAUGUUUGUUAUAAGAAGGUGAUUGGGUAACCUUGAGUUUACUGAGCAAUACAUAAUUAGUCACCUCUUUAUAUCGCACAUUGUUGAAGAAAAGUUUCAAAACACGCUGCCAAAUUAAAAUGAUGUUUAUGGUAGUUUUAGCACUUGAAAAUGUUGCCCUGUGUGUGGAAUUGAGAUCUAUCUAAUCCAGUAACAUAACCAGAAUAAGAUUUUGUUCUUACAUAACUGAUUUUCCUGAUGUGGUAGACAAAGGAUAAAUAAAUAAAUACAAAUAAAAGCAUGAACUCUUGGCCUGAAAACAUGGAAGAAGUUCAAUGUACUUCAAAUCAACUUUGAACGUUGAAGCCCAAUCAUUACUGUAAGACAACAACAUGCUUCAGUCAGAGCUUGUUAGUACUACUCUAACACACACACACACACACACACACACACACACACACACACACACACACACACACACACACACACACACACACACACACACACACACACACACUGGGUUAUCGCUCAUUAAACGGAGCUAGAUCCUGACCUGCGUCUUAACUUUCCUUCAUGAAACAGACUUAGAACAUCAUUAGGAGCCGAGCUGAUAUGUGAGCGAUCUGCACCCCCCUAAAGACCAAGUCGGCAUCCCAAAUUGCACCCUGUUCCCUAUAUAGUGCACUUCUUUUGACCAGGACCCAUAGGGCACAUAGGGUCUGGUCAAAAGUAGUGUACAAUUUAGAGGACAGGGUGCCAUUUGGGAUGGAGACCAAGAUGAACCGUAUAGAGACUGAGAGGAAGGCUUGGCUGAGAAACAAGGUAAAACUGGCAAUUUGAGUGCAAUUUGGGAUUGGAGAUUUGAUAUACUAGCUAAGUCUUCUGGAAAGUUGCAAUGACAAUGCAGCAGGAAGAUCAGACAUUGUAAUUAGGGAGACAAGAACAGACCAAGGCAUUGUAAUUAGGGAGAUAAGAACAGACCAAGGCAUUGUAAUUAGGGAGAUAAGAACAGACCAAAGCAUUGUAAUUAGGGAGAUAAGAACAGACCAAGGCAUUGUAAUUAGGGAGAUAAGAACAGACCAAAGCAUUGUAAUUAGGGAGAUAAGAACAGACCAAGGCAUUGUAAUUAGGGAGAUAAGAACAGACCAAGGCAUUGUAAUUAGGGAGAUAAGAACAGACCAAGGCAUUGUAAUUAGGGAGAUAAGAACAGACCAAGGCAUUGUAAUUAGGGAGAUAAGAACAGACCAAGGCAUUGUAAUUAGGGAGAUAAGAACAGACCAAGGCAUUGUAAUUAGGGAGAUAAGAAAAGACCAAGGCAUUGUAAUUAGGGAGAUAAGAACAGACCAAGGCAUUGUAAUUAGGGAGGUAAGAAUAGACAAUAUAGACCACACUUCAGCAUGAGUACAUUCUUAAACAAAGGAAUUGUGAGUGUGGAUUAUACUGUGUAUAGGAAUAAGUGUUAAUACCGGUAUGCCAAAUUCUAUACUGAUACAUAAAUGGAACAGUAAUGUACUUCUAAUUUCUUUUCUUUGUCAUUUGUGAUCAAUUGUAUUGAUUUAUAAUAAGAAAAAUAGGUAAGAACAUAAUACACAAAAAUACCUAGAUUUUGUAAUAAAUGAACACCCUACGCAGUACACAAUAUAAGAAUUAGCUUUGCAAAAUGGCGAUCCUUUGUAGUUGCGUAACAAAAAUAUUCAGAAGUGUGCACAGCCACAAUUUGUUGUGGCAAGUACGCAAGAUUGCUAUUUCACAUGCAGCACCAGUCAAACAUUUGGACACACCUACUCAUUUAAGGGUUUUUCUUUAUUUUUACUAUUUUCUACAUUGUAAAAUAAUCGUGAAGACAUCAAAACUAUGAAAGAACACAUAUGGAAUCAUGUAGUAACCAAAAAAGUGUUAAACAAAUCAAAAUAUAUUUUAUAUUUCAGAUUCUUCAAAGUAGCCACCCUUUGCCUUGAUGACAGCUUUGCACACUCUUGGCAUUCUGUCAACCAGCUUUAUGAGGUAGUCACCUGGAAUGCAUUUCAAUAAACAGGUGUGCCUUGCUAAAAGUUAAUUUGUGGAAUUUCUUUCCUUCUUAAUGCGUUUGAGCCAAUCAGUUGUGUUGUGACAAGGUAGGGGUGGUAUACAGAAGAUAGCCCUAUUUGGUAAAAGACCAAGUCCAUAUUAUGGCAAGAACAGCUCAAAUAAGCAAAGAGAAACGACAGUCCAUCGUUACUUUAAGACAUGAGGGUCAGUCAAUCAGGAACAUUUCAAGAACUUUGAAAGUCGCAAAAAACAUUGAGCGCUAUGAUGAAACUGUCUCUCAUGGGGACUGCCACAGGAAAAGAAGACCCAGAGUUACCUCUGCUGCAGAGGAUAAGUUCAUUAGAGUUAACUGCACCUCAGAUUACAGCCCAAAUAAAGGCUUCACAGAGUUCAAGUAACAGACACAUCUCAACAUCAACUGUUCAGAGGAGACUGCGUGAAUCAGGCCUUCAUUGUCGAAUUGCUGCAACGAAACCACUACUAAAGGACACCAAUAAUAAGAAGAGACUUGCUUGGGCCAAGAACCAUGAGCAAUGGGCAUUAGACCGGUGGAAAUCUGUCCUUUGGUCUGAUGAGUCCAAAUUUGAGAUUUUUGGUUCCAACCGCUGUGUCUUUGUGAGACGCAGAGUAGCUGAACGGAUUAUCUCUGCAUGUGUGGUUGCCACCGUGAAGCAUGGAGGAGGAGGUGUGAUGGUGUGGGGGUGCUUUGCUGGUGACACUGUCAGUGAUUUAUUUAGAAUUCAAGGCACACUUAACCAACAUGGCUACCACAGCAUUCUGCAGUGAUACGCCAUCCCAUCUGGUUUUGCGCUUAGUGGAACUAUCAUUUUAUUUUCAACAAGACAAUUACCCAACACACCUCCAGGCUGUGUAAGGGCUAUUUGACCAAGAAGGAGAGUGAUGGAGUGCUGCAUCCGAUGACCUGUUGGAAAAGCAUUCCAGGUGAAGCUGGUUGAGACAAUGGCAAGAGUGUUCAAAGCUGUCAUCAAGGCAAAGGGUGGCUACUUUGAAGAAUCUAAAAUCUAAAAUAUAUUUUGAUUUGUUUAACACUUACUUGAUUCUUACAUGAUUCCAUAUGUGUUAUUUAAUAGUUUUGUCUUCACUAUAGUGAAUGUCUUCACUAUUAUUCUACAAUGUAGAAAAUAGUUUAAAAAAAGGAAAACCCUGUAAUGAGUAGGUGUGUCCAAACUUUUGACUGGUACUGUAUAUCUAAUUGUGUUCUUGUGUUGCGUAUUCAUAAUCUAAGGCAGGGGCUAGAGCAGGGGUAGGCAACUAGAUUCAGCCACAGGGCAGAUUUUUGUUGGAGCGGAUGAUCGGGGGUCGGAACAUAAUUAUAUUGCAAAUUGACCCCAACUAAGCCCAAAAAGAGAUUGUAUUUGAAAUUAACAAUCAUUCCAUAGCUUGAUUACAUUGAGAAACGAUCACAUCUCUAUUUUCAUUUGUGGGAAUACUUGGGAACAGAUUUUUUUACAAAAAACUUUGGGGGGCCAAAAACAAUCAGUCUGUUGCUGACCUCUGCCGUAAGGUAUAAAUUAGGCUUAAAAGAGGAGCCCAUUGUAUUACAGCAACCCAGGCCAAUAAAAACAGUCUAUUUAGAGAGUAGAGCUAUUAACAGAGAAGCCGGGCAUAUGUGCAUUGGCCUGACUUACUUGAUGUCAAGGUUAGAGAGCACACUACUGGCACUUUAACUUCUACCACAAAGGUGGAUAUAAAAGCUUUAACACCUUUUCCCCUGUCGGAGGCCAAACCUUUGGCUUUGUUAAUUGAAACCAGUAGCACCCGUAAAAAGUCAUUACAGCCAGAUGAAAAUACAUUUUGCUUUUCACUCGGCCUUGAUUUAACAGGAGAUCAGAGUUCGCUCUGCUUUUCCCCACGCCUCAGAAACCACCUGGUUUCACUAAGGCUUCAGGAGAGAGUUCUGUCUGAGGAAAAGUGCCUCAGUCUUAAUAAGCUCUCCUCUCUUUGUCAAUAUCCUGCAAAUCUGUUUCAUGUGCAGUGAAGUUAAACAUGGUCAGUCAGUCGGUCUGUCCGUGGGUCUGUGGGUCUGUCUGUCUGUCUGUCUGUCUGUCUGUCUGUCUGUCUGUCUGUCUGUCUGUCUGUCUGUCUGUGGGUCUGUGGGUCUGUCUGUGGGUCUGUCUGUCUCUCUGUCUGUCUGUCUGUCUGUGGGUCUGUCUGUCUGUCUGUGGGUCUGUGGGUCUGUCUGUGGGUCUGUCUGUCUGUCCGUCUGUCUGUGGGUCUGUCUGUCUGACUGUGGGUCUGUGGGUCUGACUGUGGGUCUGUCUGUCUGUCCGUCUGUCUGUGGGUCUGUCUGUCUGUCUGUCUGUCUGUCCGUCUGUCUGUGGGUAUGUCUGCCUGCCUAGGGUUCUGGUCAAAAGUAGUGCGCUAUGUGGAGUAAAAACAUUAAUUACACAGCUAAUGACAAUGGCAGGGAUUAGAAUUGAAGCUGUGAAGCAGAAGACAGUUGUGUCAGCCAUUAAGAUGUCACCCCCUGUCUGUUCCUGGGUCUGAUUUAGGCUUUCUGUUUUGACUUCUCUGGUCCCUGGGGUCCAGCCCCAUGCAGCUGGCCUGACUGCACGUCUUUGAAAGCACUAUGCAUAGAUAAUAAACACACACACAGUCUCCUUCUACUCCCCAACAGUCUGCUACAGGCAACAUCCGCACCGAGCUAAAGGCUAGAGCUGCCGCUUUCAAGGAGCGGGACACUAAUCCAGAUGCUUAGAAGAAAUCCUGCUACGUCCUCCGAUGACACAUCAAAAGGGCAAAGCGGCAAUACAGGACUAAGAUUGAAUCCUACUACACCGGCUAUGACGCUUGUCAGAUGUGGCAUGGCUUGCAAAAUAUCAUGGAUUACAAAGGGAAACCCAGCCGCGAGCUGCCCGGUGCCGCCAGCCUACCAGAUGAGCUAAAUGCCUUCUAUGCUCACUUCGUGGCAAGCAACACUGAACCAUGACAGCACCGGCUGUUCCAGGCAACUGUGUGAUCACGCUCUCCGUAGCCGAUGUGAGUAAGACCUUUAAACAGGUUAACAUUCACAAGGCCGCAGGGCCAGACAGAUUACCAGGACGUGUACUCAGAGCAUGCGCUAUCCAGCAUGCACUAUCCAGGUGUCUUCACUGGCAUUUUUAAACUCUCCCUGACUUAGUCUGUAAUACCUAUAUGUUUCAAGCAGCCCACCAUAGUCCCUGUGCCCAGGAACGCCAAGGUAACCUGCCUAAAUGACUACCGCCCUGUAGCACUCACAUCUGUAGCCAUUAAAUGCUUUGAAAGGCUGGUCAUGACUCACAUCAACACCAUCAUCCCAGAAACCCUGGACCCACUCCAAUUCGCAUACCGCCCCAACAGAUCCACAGAUGACGCAAUCUCUAUUGCACUCCAAACUGCCCUUUCCCACCUUUGUGAGAAUGCUGUUCAUAGACUACAGCUCAGCAUUCAACACCAUAGUUCCCUCCAAGCUCAUCACUAAGCUAAGGACCCUGGGACUUAACACCUCCCUCUGCAACUGCAUCCUGGACUUCCUUGACGGGCCGCCCCCAGGUGGUAAGGGUAGGAAACAACACAUCUGCCACGCUUACCCUCAACAUGGGGGCCCCUCAGGGGUGCGUGCUUAGUACUGUACUCCCUGUUCACCCUUGACUGUGUGGCCACGCAUGACUCCAACACCAUCAUUAGAUUCAGACGAAGAUGAGACAGCCUAUAGGGAGGAGGUCAGAGACCUGGCAGUGUGGUGCCAUGACAACAAUCUCUCCCUCAACGUGAGCAAGAUAAAGGAGCUGAUCGUGGACUACAGGAAAAGGAGGGCAGAGCACGCCGCAAUUCACGUCGACGGGCUGUAGUGGAGCAGGUCGAGAGCUACAAGUUCCUUGGUGUCCACAUUACUAAGAAACUAUCAUGGUCCAAACACACCAAGACAGUCGUGAAGAGGGCAUUACAACACCUAUUCUCCCUCAGGAGACUGAAAAGGUUUGGCAUGGGUUCUCAGAUCCUCAAAAUGUUAUACAGCUGCACCAUCGAGAGCAUCCUGACUGGUUGCAUCACCGCUUGGUAUGGCAACUGCUCGGCAUCUGACCACAAGGCGCUAAAGAGGAUAGUGCGUACGGCGCAGUACAUCACUGGGGCCGCGCUUCCUGUUCUCUCUGCUACCGCACGGGAAGUGGCACCGGAGUGCCAAGUCUAGGACCAAAAGGCUCCUGAACAGCUUCUACCCCCAAGCCUGCUGAACAGUUAAUCAAAUGGCCACCCGGACUAUUUGCAUUGAGCCCCUUAUUUUAUUCGUAUUUUUUGCACCUACUCUCUUGCACAGGCUCGAUGUACACUCACUGGACUCUAACCACACACGCAUAUUGACGCCACACACGCACACUGCUGCUACUCUCUGUUUAUUAUCUAUGCAUAGUCACUUUAUGCUCUACCUUACUUACUUUUUAGUCAUUUAGCAGACGCUCUAUUCCAGAGCAACUUACAGUUAGUGAGUGCAUACAUUAUUUUUUUUAUUUUUUUAUACUGGCCCCCCGUGGGAAUCAAACCCACAACCCUGGCGUUGCAAACACCAUGCUCUACCAACUGAGCUACUUCCCUGCCGGCCUGGAUGAAGCAAACUUGAAACUCACGUGCUGCGUAUGUCUUUACAUAUACUAAAUAACAUAUGUAUUAAUUUUUAUUUAUUUAGAAUGGACCAUUAUCAUGCACCUGUCUCGAAAACAGGGCCAGGGGAAAAAAUUUGUAAUCUAUGCACUUAACUAGCGAAUGGAGUACGCAUUUCCCGUGAUUCAUUUUCAUGCCAGUCAGGUAGGCUAAACUCCUGCUGUAAAUAUGAACCCCCAAGUCAAACCAAAUACGACAUGUCAACACGUCCUGUCAGCCGUCAGUCAAACAUGCAACAACAGUGCUGUCAUUCAAAAUUAUGACAUUAACUCCUGGAAACUAUCACUUUUAGAAUGCAAGAACUUUGAGGGUUAGGUUUAGGCAUUCAUUCCAAGUGGUUAUGGUUAGGAUUAAAAUAGAACAAAAAUGAGAAGGAAAAGAAAAGCCCUAACAUUGGGAUUGAACAAGCAAAGCUUGGGGCCGUAGCUCACGGUUCAGCUGGUCUUCAACCCCACCCACCACACCAUUGCUCAUCACUAGGCUACUAGAUGUUAACAGGCACAUGCGUUGCCCCUCGUCGACGAGUCAUUUACAUGUCUUUUGUUCAGCGUCUGUUUUUAUGUUGCACCACAGCCUUUUGUCCCAGUGUGUACUUGUACAUCUCAGGUAGCCUAGUGGUUAAGCGGUUGGCCCAGGAACCAAAUGGUUGCUGGUUCGAAUCCCUUAGCUGACUGGGUGAAAAUUCUGUCAAUGUGCCGUUGAGCAAGGCACUUAACCCUAAUUGCUCUGGAUAAGAGUGUCUGCUAAAUGACUAAAACGUGCUAUGCGUACUUCUUGUUAUUUUUGACUUGUACUGCAAUAUUGGGUGAGCUAGCACACAAGAAUUGUACUACAACUUUUACUGUGUAGGUGAUAAAUAAAAUGUGAUUUGAUUUGACAUCGACUUGCCAUCAUGUCAUUUAAAAAUUACAUAAACUCUAGGCUAGCUUGUAAUCCACUAUAGUUUGGGCUGAAAACUAUAAUAGUAGACAAAUAGAGAAGCCAACACCCUUUUGUAGUAGGUGUGGCCAAGCCUGCUGCAUAGAGAGCUACUGGGUGUGCAGGUUUCUGCUCCUGCUCUAUACACACAUGAGACGAAGAAUAAGCUGAUACAGUAUGUAGAGUCAGCUGUGUUAGAGUUGACAGGCAGCUACAGUUCUGUAGAAUGCUACGGAAACGUUUCUAGUUCACCAUGGUUAUUCCGGGCUUAUUAAAUAAUUGUAUUGGAGAUCUGAACUAGUUGAUGCCUGUGAGCCAAGUCAUCGACUAGAAUUUGUAAAAAUCUAUUUAGACAUUACAGGCCAAGCUCCACUCAAUGAAAACACAAGAAGAAUCAAGACACUUGUAUCCCUUUCCUGCAGUCAAAUGACAAAAUCGCCCUCUAGUGGCCUCAUGGGUGGAAUGUUAUUAAUAUUUUUCACAAUUUCAUAAUUAAUAAACAUGAUAAAAAUGAAAAUAUGGUGUUUCUAUGUCAAACGGUUUUGUUACAUUUCAGUCUUCUGUAAUGUAUAUGAAGUGUAAUAUUGGGACGCAAACUCAAAAUGUAAUACAUUUCAACUCUAUAUAUGACAUGGUCUAGGUGUGUUAUUUUUUUAAGCCCAUGACCAUGUCAUAUAUAGAGUUGAAAAAUAUUACAUUUUGAGUAUGAGGUGUAUACUUUUGUUUCAAAGUAGAUUUGUUUAAGACUACCUGAUUUAGCCCACUGCAGUAAAAGGAUAAGGUUUCCCUCAAAGGACGAGCUUUCUAUUGUAGCCUGCCACUGUAGGAGUUUUCUCAUACUUACUUUAUUUAUAAUCUCCAUUGUUUCUGUGACAUACAAGUACAAUAAAUGUAGCUCUCUCCCAGCCCAUGUCUGCAUCCCAAAUGGCAACCUAUUCCCUAUUUAGUGCACUACAUUUGACCUGGGCUGUGGUCAAAAGUUGUGCACUACAAAAGUGAAUAUGGUGCCAUUUGUGACACAGCCCAUAUCUGUUCUGUAUCUUCAAAACAGAACAUGAGAGAGAAAGACAUACAGUACAAUACCUGACCAUUCUGUUCAUGAACUGUGGAGGGGACAUCAAAUAGAAAACAUUGCUCACAGUGUACAGAAAGACGUUACCUCAGAAUGCAGACGUUUCUUUCUUCCUUUAGUUAUUCAGCUAAGUAAUCAAAUCAAAUUUUAUAAGUCACAUGCUUUACAAACAACAGGUGUGGACUAACAGGGAAAUGCUUACUUAUAUUAUUACGGGCCUUCCCAACAACGCAGAGAGAAAGAACAUGGAGAAAUAAUAGGAAAGUAAAACACUUAAUGAUAAAAGUAAUAAUAGAAACACAAGGGGUACCAGUACCGAGUCCAUGUGCAGGGGUAUGAGGUAAUAACUUGGCUAUAUACAAGGGGUACCAGUACCGAGUCCAUGUGCAGGGGUAUGAGGUAAUAACUUGGCUAUAUACAAGGGGUACCAGUACCGAGUCCAUGUGCAGGGGUAUGAGGUAAUAACUUGGCUAUAUACAAGGGGUACCAGUACCGAGUCGAUGUGCAGGGGUAUGAGGUAAUAACUUGGCUAUAUACAAGGGGUACCAGUACCGAGUCCAUGUGCAGGGGUAUGAGGUAAUAACUUAGCUAUAUACAAGGGGUACCAGUACCGAGUCCAUGUGCAGGGGUAUGAGGUAAUAACUUGGCUAAAUACAAGGGGUACCAGUACCGAGUCCAUGUGCAGGGGUAUGAGGUAAUAACUUGGCUAUAUACAAGGGGUACCAGUACCGAGUCCAUGUGCAGGGGUAUGAGGUAAUAACUUGGCUAUAUACAAGGGGUACCAGUACCGAGUCCAUGUGCAGGGGUAUGAGGUAAUAACUUGGCUAUAUACAAGGGGUACCAGUACCGAGUCCAUGUGCAGGGGUAUGAGGUAAUAACUUGGCUGUAUACAAGGGGUACCAGUACCGAGUCCAUGUGCAGGGGUAUGAGGUAAUAACUUGGCUAAAUACAAGGGGUACCAGUACCGAGUCCAUGUGCAGGGGUAUGAGGUAAUAACUUGGCUAUAUACAAGGGGUACCAGUACCGAGUCCAUGUGCAGGGGUAUGAGGUAAUAACUUGGCUAUAUACAAGGGGUACCAGUACCGAGUCCAUGUGCAGGGGUAUGAGGUAAUAACUUGGCUAUAUACAAGGGGUACCAGUACCGAGUCCAUGUGCAGGGGUAUGAGGUAAUAACUUGGCUAUAUACAAGGGGUACCAGUACCGAGUCCAUGUGCAGGGGUAUGAGGUAAUAACUUGGCUGUAUACAAGGGGUACCAGUACCGAGUCCAUGUGCAGGGGUAUGAGGUAAUAACUUGGCUGUAUACAAGGGGUACCAGUACCAAGUCCAUGUGCAGGGGUAUGAGGUAAUAACUUGGCUGUACACAAGGGGUACCAGUACCGAGUCCAUGUGCAGGGGUAUGAGGUAAUAACUUGGCUGUAUACAAGGGGUACCAGUACCGAGUCCAUGUGCAGGGGUAUGAGGUAAUAACUUGGCUAUAUACAAGGGGUACCAGUACCGAGUCGAUGUGCAGGGGUAUGAGGUAAUAACUUGGCUAUAUACAAGGGGUACCAGUACCGAGUCCAUGUGCAGGGGUAUGAGGUAAUAACUUGGCUGUAUACAAGGGGUACCAGUACCGAGUCGAUGUGCAGGGGUAUGAGGUAAUAACUUGGCUAUAUACAAGGGGUACCAGUACCGAGUCGAUGUGCAGGGGUAUGAGGUAAUAACUUGGCUAUAUACAAGGGGUACCAGUACCGAGUCGAUGUGCAGGGGUAUGAGGUAAUAACUUGGCUGUAUACAAGGGGUACCAGUACCGAGUCGAUGUGCAGGGGUAUGAGGUAAUAACUUGGCUAUAUACAAGGGGUCAGUACCGAGUUGAUGUGCAGGGGUAUGAGGUAAUAACUUGGCUGUAUACAAGGGGUACCAGUACCAAGUUGAUGUGCAGGGGUAUGAGGUAAUAACUUGGCUGUAUACAAGGGGUACCAGUACCAAGUUGAUGUGCAGGGGUAUGAGGUAAUUGAGGUAGAUAUUUACAUAUAACUAGGAAUAGUCACAGAUAGUAAACAGUAGCAGGACCGUUGUGAUUAAUCAAAAAUGUUAGUGCAAAAAGGGUCUUAUGGCUUGGGGGUAGAAGCUGUUCAGGGUCCUGUUGGUUCCAGACUUGGAGCAUCGGUAACACUUGCCAAGCGGUAGCAGAGAGAACAGUCUAUGACUUGGGUGGCUGGAGACUUUGACCAUUUUUAGGGCCUUCCUCUGACACCGCCUGGUAUACAGGUCCUGGAUGGCAGGGAGCUCGGCCCCAGUGAUGUACUGGACCGUACGCAUUACCCUCUGUAGCGCCUUGCGGUCAGAUGCCAAGCAGUUUCCAUACCAAGCGGUGAUGGUGCAGCUGUAGAACUUGAGGCUCUGAGGACCCAUGCCAAAUCUUUUCAGCCUCCUGAGGGGGAAGAGGCAUUGUCAUGCCCUCUUCACGACUGUGUUGGUGUGUUUGGACCAUGAUUGAUCCUUAGUGAUGUGGACACCGAGGAACUUGAAGCUCUCAACCUGCUCCUGUCAAUGUGAAUGGGGGCGUGCUCGGGCCUCUGUUUCCUGAAGUCCACAAUCAGCUCCUUUGUGUUGCUGACGUUGAGGGAGAGGUUGUUGUCCUGGCACCAUACUGCCAGGUCUCUGACCUCCUCCCUAUAGGCUGUAUCAUCGUCGUCGGUGAUUAGGCCUAUCACCGUCGUAAUGAUGGUGUUGGAGUUGUGCGCUGCCACACAGUCGUGGGUGAACAGGAAGUACAGGAGGGGACUAAGCACGCACCCCUGAGUGGCCCCAGUGUUAAGGGUCAGUGUGGUGGAUGUGUUGUUGCCUACCCUCUCCCCCUGGGGGCAUCCUAUCAGAAACUCCAGUAUCCAUUUGCAGAGUGAGGUGUUCAGUCCCAGGGUCCUUAGCUUAAUGAUGAGCUUAGAAGGCAUUAUGGUCAAAUCAUUUCAUUUCUACAGUGGGGAGAACAACUGUGAGAGACGGAAUCUAAAACAGAAAUCCAGAAAAUCACAUUGUAUGAUUUUUAAGUAAUUAAUUUGCAUUUUAUUGCAUGACAUAAGUAUUUGAUACAUCAGAAAAGCAGAACUUAAUAUUUGGUAUAGAAACCUUUGUUUUCAAUUACAGAGAUCAUAUGUUUCCUGUAGGUCUUGACCAGUUUUGCACACACUGCAGCAGGGAUUUUGGCCCACUCCUCCAUACAGACCUUCUCCAGAUCCUUCAGGUUUCAGGGCUGUCGCUGGGCAAUACAGACUUUCAGCUCCCUCCAAAGAUUUUCUAGACUGUCUAGGCCACUCCAGGACCUUGAGAUGCUUCUUACGGAGCCACUCCUUAGUUGCCCUGGCUGUGUGUUUCGGGUCGUUGUCAUGCUGGAAGACCCAGCCACGAUCCAUCUUCAAUGCUCUUACUGAGGGAAGGAGGUUGUUGGCCAAGAUCUCGCGAUACAUGGCCCCAUCCAUCCUCCCCUCAAUACGGUGCAGUCGUCCUGUCCCCUUUGCAGAAAAGCAUCCCCAAAGAAUGAUGUUUCCAACGCCAUGCUUCACGGUUGGGAUGGUGUUCUUGGGGUUGUACUCAUCCUUCUUCUUCCUCCAAACAUGGCGAGUGGAGUACAGACCAAAAAGCUCUAUUUUUGUCUCAUCAGACCACAUGACCUUCUCCCAUUCCUCCUCUGGAUCAUCCAGAUGGUCAUCGGCAAACUUCAGACGGGCCUGGACAUGCGCUGGCUUUGCAGGGAGACCUUGCGUGCGCUGUAGGAUUUUAAUCCAUGACGGCGUAGUGUGUUACUAAUGGUUUUCUUUGAGACUGUGGUUCCAGCUCUCUUCAGGUCAUUGACCAGGUCCUGCCGUGUAGUUCUGGGCUGAUCCCUCACCUUCCUCAUGAUCAUUGAUGCCCCACGAGGUGAGAUCUUGCAUGGAGCCCCAGACCGAGGGUGAUUGACCGUCAUCUUGGACUUCUUCCAUUUUCUAAUAAUUGCGCCAACAGUUGUUGCCUUCUCUCCAAGCUGCUUGCCUAUUGUCCUGUAGCCCAUCCCAGCCUUGUGCAGGUCUACAAUUGUAUCCCUGAUGUCCUUACACAGCUCUCUGGUCUUGGCCAUUGUGGAGAGGUUGGAGUCUGUUUGUUUGAGUGUGUGGACAGGUGUCUUUUAUACAGGUAACGAGUUCAAACAGGUGCAGUUAAUACAGGUAAUGACUGGAGAACAGGAGGGCUUCUUAAAGAAAAACUAACAGGUCUGUGAGAGCCGGAAUUCUUACUGGUUGGUAGGUGAUCAAAUACUUAUGUCAUGCAAUAAAAUGCAAAUUAAUUACUUAAAAAUCAUACAAUGUGAUCUUAUGGAUUUUUGUUUUAGAUUCCGUCUCUCACAGUUGAAGUGUACCUAUGAUAAAAAUUACAGACCUCUACAUGCUUUGUAAGUAGGAAAACCUGCAAAAUCGGCAUUGUAUCAAAUACUUGUUCUCCCCACUGUACAUAUAUGAGUGCUACGGGGCGAUAGUCAUUUAGACAGGUUACCUUGGCAUUAUUGGCAACAGAGACUAUGGUGGCAUGCUUGAAACAUGUAGGUAUUACACACUGGGUCAGGGAGAGGUUGAAAAUGACCGCCUAACUCAAAAAGUAAGCCUAUAUAGACUGUUUUGGUGUGUGUGUGUGCGUGCGUUUGAGAGUGUGUGCAUCCAUACGUAUGUGUGUGUGUGUGCUACAAUUGUGUGUGUGUGUGUGUGUGCACCUGCGUCGAGGUGAGUCUAUAUUUAACCUGUACAUUUUCCCAGCUGUUUCCAUGGUACUUCAUCACAGCUAAUGACUGUUGACUCCUAUCACCACCUCACUCCAUCACAGUACAAGUAGACCAGUAUAGGACAUGUCGGAUCUGUUGACGUCAGGUGACAACAACAGCAUGAAUCAUUCAUUAAUUACAAGAGAUCAUUCUGGGAAUAAACUUUAGAGGGCGGUGAGUUUCUUUGAAAGCUUUGUAGCAAACAUUGUAUUCUCAUACCUCUAUUAAAGGCCCAAUCCUUAAUUUGAAAGGAAAGAAAUCCAUAACUUUUUCAAUUUAACUUGAAAGACAACAAACAGAUAGUAUGUUGGGGCCGAUUUAUAUUCUUCAAAAAUCAAUGGGUAUACUAUACAUAAUUGUUUAAAUUACCAAAAUAUCAUAGUUUGCACCUUUAAAGAAUGACCAAACGUCCUUAUGGUUGUCAGAGCUGUCUGAGCAGGGUGGCCUUCUGAUCUUCUCUAUUGAACCACUCCUUAGCUGGAACUGAUUGUUCCCAGUGGCUGGGAUUGGGACUACUGCUACAAAUACUAUUGGGAAUGCUGUUGGGAAUGGGCGGAUUAACUGCAAUGACCCGAGGGUCUCGAUUCUAGAUCGUCUACUUGGACUCAUCUCUCUGGAGCAGUGUGUGUGUGUGUGUGCGUGUGUGUGUGUGUGUGUGUGUGUGAAAGUAAGAAGAGCAGCAGUGAAGACUAUGAAUGAGACAAGGUAUUUGUUACCAUUCCACUAUUCUGCACCAGCAAUUACCAUGAGGUCGUCUCCCCCAAUUACCAUGAGGUCGUCUCCCCCAAUUACGGUGCCACCAAUCUCCUGUGCUGUUAUUUUUCAAGCCUUCAUGAGUAAAAGCAGAGACUGAUGUGAACUCUUUCCUGUAAGAAUGUUGAACCCUUGGAGCCCAUGAACAAUGCACACCAUCACAGAGGAGUGUUGUUUGUCGAUACACACACACACACACACACACACACACACACACGUACAAAGCAAAGCAUAAUUUUGAUCUGACAGCUGCAUGCCACAUGGUUGAAAAGAUGUACAGUUUCUAGCGUAUGAAUGUGCAUCUAGCAUACAUGAGGUAAAAUAGUGCUGGCGGCUUUGGAUAGAGGAUGCUGCUUGUUGUUAUUGUUGUUGUUGUGUGAAGCAAAGAGAGCAUCAUAACAGUGUAUUUAUCCUGCUAAGACUGUGUGGGCUAAUCAAAGCAGGGCUGGUUGGAAAACAUGAAAAAAUAUGGCUGCCACAUGGUACUGUAAUCCAGUCUAACCAGUCUUGUUUUGCAGGAGAAAUAAGAAUAACUAGAUUACAUUUAUCUGUUUUUUGUUGACAUUUUAAAAAUUGCAGAUUCAUUUAACAAUCUGUAAACGUGACUUUUAGAAUGUUUCUCCUUGUCAUUUCAAAGGAACAUUUGUGUUAAUCAGAAACCAGUAGUUUACAGACGACUGAGAUGAAAGAAAAUAGGGAACAUUGACAUAUGAUGACCCUAUGGGCCCUUGUCAAAAGUAGUGCACUAAAUAGGAACUAGGGUGACAUUUGGGAGGCAGACUAAGACACCUCCAGGGAUUUUCCUUAUAGAAGGAAAACCAACAAACAUGCAACCAUAAAGCCAUACAACCCGGGAAGUCUAGUAGUGUGUGCUUGUGCGUGUGCAUGUGUGUGUCUCUGUUUGUUUGUGUGUGUGUGUGUGUUUGUGUGUGUGUCUGUGUGUGUUUGUGAUGAGAAGGGAUUGGAGCAAUCAGCCCUACCCUUCCACCACUGGACCGCAUACUAAUUACACCACUUCAUUGAUUUAGAUGACAGCAACAUAGAUAUGCACACAAACUCGUCAAAAAGGUUUUUUCCAUUUAGCCACUUAUACAGUACUUUUAUAAAUAAUACACAGGUAUUCAGAGAAAUGAAACCGGCUGAUCUGGAAGUUUAUGCUCUGCUUUUUGAUAUGCGUAUAUGAAACAGAAAGUCCAGUUGCAUAGCUGUGAGCUUGUGACCGAAACCUACCAACAUUGAUCAACAACAUUCCUAGACUGAAAAUGUCUUAUCUUGUCAGCCUCGUGACAAGGGAAAGGAAGGAACAUUAUAUUGAAUCACCUUUUCCUCAUAGAAGUGACAUUGACUCAGCCAUGGCUCUGAGAGCAUACAUGCUAGUGCUCUCUCUGCUCCACCAGUGUGUCUCUCACCCACUCAGCCCUCCUGACAAUGGACUUCGAAGUGCCGCACCAACCUGUCCGCUCUAGCCCUAGAGGUGCUCCCAGGUGGGGAAUGGGACAACCUGAGGAACAUGGACAUGGGACGAGUCAUGAACUUUAGCUACUCCCAGUGCCAGACCACGGAGGACGGAGUCUACCUCAUCCCAGACGAGGUGUUUGUCAUCCCCCAGAAGCUCACUGGUGUUGAGACUCAUUCAGAAAAUCAUCAGUACUCAGCUGGAGCAGCACAGUUCCACGUCUCAAUCCAUCAAUGUGGACGUGUCCUUCCUCCCAGUGCUCAAUGCUAAGUUCUCCACUGAGAACCAGCGGGUGAAGAGCCACCAGGUCCAAGACAGGUCUGUCACUACUCGUGUGCAGGUGAGUUGCUCCUUAAGAUUGAGAGUCAGACUUAACAUUUGCAUCACAUUCAAGCAUGUGUAGAAAUACAGUAUCAAUUGUUGAAUUACUGCUGUCGGAAAAUGUAUUUUCAUCGUCAAUCGUACACAAGGUCCAACCGAAACUUGACUUCCGCUUUUAACCCAACCCCUCUGAAUCAGAGGUGCCGGUGGGCUGCCACAUUGGGGCCCGGGGAGAACAUACUGAAAUGGGGAAUUGACAAGGUGGACUCAGAUCACCACUAUAGUUGUGUAUAUUAAAGAGAUGUUUUAGGUAGAGAUAUAGUUAAACCUAUUUAGUUUAUAUAUAUACAAUAUUUAAACACAUAGUGUUAAAGCUGUAUUAUGUAGCUUUGUGUGUAUCCCGAAUUCAAAAAUAAAUGUGAGUUGUAGAUUUGCCAUUCUGAUUGAAAGCAAGUCUGAUAAGUGAUAGAUCUGUUCUAUGUGCGCUAUUUCUGUUCUAUGUGCGCUUCCCCUCCUUAAGUUUCAUUUUUGCUUGUUGAAAAUAUAUUUCUAAGUGUUUUACAUGGUACAAUGAUUCUCUACACUAUACACAAGUUUACGCGCUGUAUCCCGGGUGGCGCCAUAACUCUACACAAAUGCAUUUCAUUUCCGCCGGAAGUUGUUGGCACAACGUCUGCCGGUGUAAACACAGCGAUGUCGACGCUAGCUUGGGAACACGGUUCUACUACUAUGCCGCAACCCGUCAAGGAGCGGAGGGGGAGGAACUUGCAAGGGACUAUUUGGAAACUCUGGGCAACAGCAUUGAAACCAAAGGCUUAGUGGUGUGCGAAAAGGAACUGCGGCUUGCAGCAUCUCCCGAUGGAGUGAUAAACAACGACAUUCUGUUGGAGAUCAAAUCACCUGUGAUGGGAAACAAGUCACUUGCAGAAUUUUUGGCAACAAAGAACUGCGAAAUCACAACUGUGGCAAACGGAGAUAGGGUAGAUUACCAUAUUGCCUGCAAUGGUCCAAAAGGCUACUACAUGCAGUUACAAAUUGGGAUGCACUGCACAGGGCUUCAGCACUCCAAGUUGGUGAUCUGGAACAAAACUGAGCACCUAGAAAUCGAAGUACCCUACGACCAAGGCUUUGUCCAGGGGCAUAUCAUAAGGCUGCGCACAUUCUACUUUGCCCACAUGCUCCCGAAAAUUAUUGAUGAUUUUGUUGAGGGAAGGUUACAGUUCUGCAGUAAAUAUCUCAGCAUUUUAAAACCAAAAUAAACUGCCUUAUUUAGGUCAUGCCCACAGGAGCCAACAGAUGUCCAUUGUUUACAUGAUCUCUUUAUGCUGUGCAAUAUAUCAGUGUGCCUACUGUUUGAGUGAAAAUAAAGUUUGAUGUAAUUUCAAUCCUUAGAGUGCUACAAUUUAUUUUAGCACAGUUCAUAAUUCAUAGUAAGCUCAUACUGUACAUAAAUAACACUGGAUUAAUUAACUGUUUUGAGGAAACUAAACAAAUGGCUUCAACAAGAAAGAUAGCGUGUUUAAUCUUAACAGGUAUUAAAAAGUAAAAUACAAAAGCAGCCCACACAAUUACAUCACUAUGAAAAUAUUCAUAUAUAAUAUUAAAAAAUACAAUGCACGCAGUAUUUGUUGUGUUUAUCUGUAUUUAAUGAACAACAUGGCUGGGUGUUGGUAGACAGGGACACAGGGCAAGAUUCUAAACCUCACUGAUCAGUGGACUCUUCAGGUUAACUAGGCCAGCACAGAUGGUUAAGAUGUUGUCCAGUUUCGGUGCCAUGCUGAUGGGAACAUUCUGGGAUAAAAUCUUAAACACCUUCAGUCUCUGGAUUUCUCUUUCCACAUGUAUGCGGACAUUGGCUACUCGCCUGGUGCGUGUCGUCUCCUCAUUGGUCAACUGAUUGCGCCUGUAGGUGAAAGCAGGGAUGUUCAAACUGACCCUUCGCUCAUCAAGCAAGUCUCGAAUGGUGAACCCACGGUCCGCCAUGACCUCAUCACCAGCCCUCAGAUAGUCUAGGAACCCACUGUCCAUGGUGAUAAACUUAUCGCUGCUUCUGCCAGCAUAGGCAUCAGAUAUAAACAUGAUUAGCCCAUUAGGGGCCACAGCGACGAGAUAUUUCACAGUGUUGCGUGAUUUAUACUGGCUGAAAGUGUCACUCCUUGAGUCGUGGUUUGUGGCUCUCUGCAUGGCACUUUCGGCACAGUCAAUGAUGCAGGUGGUUCGAGGGUAGUUCCUCUGAAACGACAAGGCGCAUGGUGGCACGAAUGGUCUCUCUUGGAAGCCAGGGGAUCAGGACUUUGAACUGUUCACCCAUCACGUCAAUCCAGUGACUAAUCACAAUGCUUGCCAUGGAUGUAGACACAUUGAAGCGGUGAGCAAUAUCUCCUAAUAUUAGGUUUAGUUUUAGUUUCAUCAACGUCAUAAGUAUUUGGUCAACAACAGGAAGGGUAAUUGAUGGCUUACUGAAAGGCAACAACACCGUCACCAGGGUGAAGAAUUGAACCAUAAGCACUCCUGUAUACAGCCGGGACCUAGCAUCAUCAAUGACCGUGGUGCUGGUCACAGUAGGACCCAUUUCUGCCUCGCACUGUGUGGCCUUGUCUACUUUAACAGACUGUGUUGUUGAACAUUAAAUGUGAUCAAUAUGUGACGGAUCCUCCCAUUGGGUCUGGGCAUCUCGAAGUUUUGGUGUAGCAGGCUCGGCCUCACAGACAGGCUGACAGGUUUCUGGAGCAUCUAAAAAGGGGAAGAGAAAACAUGGAUGGAGCAAAAUUAAUGCAGGCAUAGAGUCCUCUCACUACAAACAUCACAAUGGAAAAAUGUGUACUACAACAUUGCACUCACACGCACACACACAAUCAUCAUCACAACAGCCUGCCACCUUGCAUUGUAUUUAUGAUGUAGACUAAGGCACACGCAGGCAGGCACACACACACACACACACACACACACACACACACACACACACACAAUUAAUGAUGUAGCUAUCGUGGGCAUUGUUUGUCCCAUCUCCAAAACAAUCAACUGCCUUAGCAAAAUACCGGUAGCAAUGUUUAAUGUAUGACAACUUCUUCAUAAUUAACAGUAUUGUCAGCUUCAUAGCUAAAGUUGCUGAACUUACCCUCAGAUUCAAGUCUGCGUUUCUUUAUCUGGGGGGAGGCAGUGGUCCGCUGGGUGAGUUGACGCCUCUUUGGCUGGGGAGGGCGAUUGUAUCCCAACCACAACUCUGGGAAAGGAUUAUCCUUGGUAGGUUUUUGGUCAACAAAGUGAUAGGAACAAACAAAAACGUUGAGGGGUGGUUUCUUUAGAUUCAAUGCCUUCAGCCAGGUCCUUGAUUCCGAGUCGGUAUCAGGCUUGCGAAAAAAUGUAAACAAUGGAGCGCAUGGACAUUGCCUCUUCGUAGCUGGUUUGUGGUCGUAGCACUCUCUAUCUAACCACUCGUUCAGGUGCUUUCUCAAGUUUUUGCAACCAACUACCGCACACGUCGUUCCCGAACCACUUUUCUUCAUGUUGUAAUUGUAAUUUUUAUAUCCUCUUUGUCACUGCGAUAUCAGUGCUUUGUCGGCACAACGGAGCUAGCUAGCAAAACAAACCCAGCCCGGCAGAACGGAAGUGGAUUGCAUCGACGGGAGGAGUUCAGGAAGUAGAGCGGAAACGGCUCAAAAACGUGUGUAUACAUUGCUUGUUUUGUCACAUAAACUGAAAUUAGGCGAAUGUUUUAGAAUUUUAGCAACCAAAUAACUGCAGAGCAAUUUCUAUAUUUGUGCCUUUAAAAAUAAUUGGGGUUUCGGCAUACUCAGUUUGUAGUUUAUUUAGACUUUUGAAUAUUAUUUCAGUGCGCUGUUGUAACAUGCCUUCGCAUUGGCUGCCCCAGCAACUAAUGACACCAAGCCAAAGAUGAAUUCUUCUCCUUUCCCUCCCAGGUGCGCAACUUCCUGUACACUGUAAAGGCUCACCCUGACUUCACUCUGGAUGGCCGCUUUGUCCGCCAGGCUGAGGAGAUCGCAGACGCAAUAGAAAACAACCAGACUCGACAGGCAGCGUAUUUAUCUGAGAAGAUGGUGCUUGACUAUGGCACCCAUGUGAUAACCAGCAUCGACGCAGGUGCCUCCUUAGUGCAAGAGGACUAUCUCAGUGACAAGUACGUGUCCACGACAGACAAGUUCUCUGUCAAGGCAUUGGCAGGUCUAAACUUCUUUUAUAAACUCAAGUUUGACAUUGGCAGCGAGCAUGCACAAGAGACCUCAGACUCACUCAGUUAUCAGGGCAACUUCACCUACUCCAUUAUACAGAGCCAUGGUGGGGCACCCUUUUACCCGGGCAUCACUCUGCAGAAAUGGCAGGAGAGCACCAAGAACAACCUGGUAGGCAUUGACCGGGCAGGACUGCCACUGCACUACUUCCUCAACCGGUUAACCUUGCCUGAUCUUCCUGAACCAACAGUUGGCAAACUGUCACUGUUUGUGAGUGAAGCCAUACAUCGCUACUAUACCAUCAACACCCGGCCCGGCUGUGUCAACCCAGACUCCCCGAACUUCAACUUCCAAGCCAAUGUGGAAGACAACUCCUGCGAGGGUCCGGCCACCAACCUCACCUUUGGUGGCGUGUUUCAGCAGUGCACCAAGCUCACUGACGAUGCAGACCCAAUCUGCCAGAACCUGGCUCAGAUGAACCCCGACACAGGCUCUUACUCAUGUCGUGAACCCUACACACCCACCCUGUUGCGUGGCGAGGUGAUAAACCAGGGCUAUAACAAGAUUGAGUGCCACGACAAUUGCUAUGACUGUAACUGUUUUUGGGGGAUGUUUUGCGAUACAUGCUGCGACAACGUGUGUGUAGACGUCUUCCAUGUCCGCUCCGCUCGAAUUGACAGCUACUGGUGCUCCACCAAUGAGGUGACCCCAGAGUACUCAGGGUAUCUCUUUGGGGGCCUCUACAGCCGAUCCCUACUGAACCCUCUGACCAAAACCAAGAGCUGUCCCGUGAACUACUUUCAGAUUAACUUUCUGUCCAACGGCCUGAUUAUCUGCCUGAGCAAAGACUAUGAGACUGCCAGCAAGUUCUCAGUGCCAUUUGGUGGUUUCUUCAGCUGCCAGUCUAACAACCCCCUGGCAGGUGGCCAACCUCGCUGCCCUCCCAAGUUCAGUCAGCACCUAGCUGGCAUUAUUGAUGGCUGUCAGGUUCUGUACUGUGUCCAGUCUGGCCUGUUCACAGGUGGGCAGCUGCUUCCUGUCCACCUGCCACCUUUCACUCGUCGUCCACUGGUCAGCAUACAUGCCAAUAAAACGAUGGUUGUGAUGACCGAUGGUGAUCAGGUCUGGGUCAGGGUUGGCGAGACCAACAGGUGGAACCUGACCAAGCUGACCGAGGUCAGAAUGCUUAAUCCAGCCUCAGCCCAGAUGUCAGAUGGGAAGAAGUUCGGUGUGCACUUUGGUGUGGACUUUGGAGUCGUUUGCCUGGUUGCUUUGGUGACAGUUGGGGCUGUGCUACUAGUGAGAAGGAGAAGGGGAGCUGGGUUCGGAGGGGAAAGAGGGUAUGAGAAGAUCGGGUAG